UCAACACCAGUAUAAGACGGGGGGCUAUGUUGUAUCCUCCCACAACAGGAUUUUGAUCGUUUUUCUCAGUGUGAUAGAUAUAUAAUAUCCAAGGGGAGGAAAGUCCUCUCCCAAAAUGGCGAAAUUACAAGAUAUCCCAGAAAUCACCCUGCUUUGUAUGGAGGACAAGUUCAUAACGGCAUUCAAUGAAGCCCUCCCAAUUCACUGGCCGUCCUUUGCCGAGAAUCCCAAGAUCAAAUUCACUGUGCUCAACUUCGGACUCCAUGCGGUCCCCUCCACCACCAAGUUCCAACUAGUUGUCUCACCAGCCAAUUCCUAUGGCCGCCUGGAUGGUGCCUUCGACGAUGCCAUUUCGCGGAAAUUCUGCCGUCCACAUCAUCCGUAUGACACCCUGACGCGAGCCGCACAAACAGUGCUUUACGAGAAAUGGAGAGGCUUUGCGCCGCCAGGAUCUUGCACACUGGUCCCUUUCCCCAAAGAUAUGGAAGGGACGAAUGUUUGGGGUUGUAAAUGGGUAGCCAUUUGUCCGACCAUGAGAUCCCCAAAUAAAGUCUCUUGGGACCGCGAAGUAGUAUACGAGUGUGUGUGGAGUUUACUAUGUCAGUUGGAAGGCUGGAACCGGGACAGGUCCGAGGACAGGAUUGAUAGUAUAUUAAUGACCCCGCUGGCUACGGGCAUUGGGGGCGUGAGUCCACAAAGAUGGGCAUCACAGUUAAUUCUAGCGUUGAAGCAUUUUGUGGACGCAUUGGAGCGACCGGAGAGGUGGAAUCAGUUGGGGUGGGCAGACAUUGAAGGAGAUGUGAUUGAGGUUGAAAAGACAUGGAAAGAAUAAACUUGACGCAUUGACACUUUCAACAUACUUGAGGCUCUCGAUUCAUGACAUCCAUAUACGUCAUACGGCAGCCCAUACCUCCACAGUAAUCAAACAGUGAUAAGAUCCCUCAGGCGCUUUAUCGAUAGCCUCACGAUCCGCGAUAGGUUGAGUAAUUCCAGGGUCCUAGAAGUACUGGCACAUGAUAAUGCCGCCACCCCUCCUCGCCUUCCUGUCCACGCCCCUUCACCGUGAAUUUCACCUCCACCUCCGGCCAGAAACUCUCAACCCCUUGCGCUUCAUACCAGGGUCCAACUUCGAACCGUAC
Aspergillus alliaceus is the source of this 1139-nucleotide messenger RNA. RefSeq lists its product as uncharacterized. Bases 116 to 832 code for a protein of 238 amino acids. Lineage: Eukaryota; Fungi; Ascomycota; Eurotiomycetes; Eurotiales; Aspergillaceae. The record is from RefSeq and is a predicted model, not a curated record. The transcript has a single exon.